AUGACUGAAGCGGGACAGAACUCGAACAAAGCCACUCCGACAGCUCCUCACGAUGCCAAAAACGAAACGCCAGCUCCAGAACCAGAAUACCUCCGAGGCACAAAACUCUGGCUGACAGCCAUCUCACUCGCCCUGUGCAUCUUCUUCGCUGCACUCGAUGGCACGAUCGUGUCGACCGCAAUCCCACAGAUCACCUCCGACUUCGACUCGCUCGCAGACGUCGGAUGGUACGGCUCCUCUUUCUACCUCACCACCGCAGCUUUCCAGACAGUAUGGGGAAGACUGUACAAGUUUUUCUGGCUGAAAUCGAUGUUCUUGCUUGCUAUUGUGAUUUUCGAGCUUGGGAGCUUGAUCUGCGCCGUUGCACCAAAUUCAGCGGCGUUCAUCGUGGGAAGGGCGAUUGCUGGAGUUGGAGCGAGUGGGUUGCAGAGUGGUGUCUAUACGAUCCCCGCGUUCUCGGUGAGCGCGCAGUGGCGGCCUGUUUUUCUUGCGGGGAUGGGAGUGUUUUAUGCUGUCGCUGCUUGUGUUGGACCACUGGUCGGAGGAGCUUUUACGACUGGUGUGACGUGGAGGUGGUGCUUCUGGAUCAAUCUUCCCCUGGGUGCCGUGACUGGUGGGAUCAUUUUGCUGCUGUACAAGACCCCAGAGCAAGCAGCGCCGCCCAAAAUGCCAGUGACUCAAAAGCUGCGACAGCUCAAUCCACUUGGCGUCGUUUUGAUCAUCGGCGCCGUCACCUGCUACCUGCUUGCUGUGCAGUAUGGAGGCCAGAGCCGACCUUGGGGCUCAUCAGUGGUCAUAGGGUUGCUGGUGGGCUUUGUCCUUGUCGCUGCGCUCUUCGUCGCAGAAGAGCUCUGGAUGAGCGAGAGGGCACUGUUUCAGCCUCGUCUUUUCAAAUUUCGAGCUGUGACUAUUGGAUGCCCGUUUCUUUUCUUCUCGAGUGGAGUGUAUUCCAUAUUGCUCUACUACAUCCCCAUAUACUUUCAGGCAGUGCGUGGCGUUUCGGCAGCCAGCAGUGGAGUUCGACUGCUUCCAUUUGUCCUUGCAAUGUCGAUUUCUCUGAUCAUUUCUGGUGGAAUACUCCGAAAAUUUGGAUACUACAAACCAAACCUCAUCCUCGGACCGUUGCUGGCAUCGAUUGGCACUGGUCUAAUAUACACAUGGUCGCCCGAUACCAGUGCAGGCAAAUGGAUCGGAUAUCAGAUCCUUGUGGCUAUUGGCAUGGGCAUUACGCUGCAAGCGCCUCUCCUGGCAACGCAAGCAUCCGUUGACAAAGCCGACACAGCGCCUGCAACAUCGAUGGUUGUUUUUUUCCAAGGCCUGGGUGGUGCGAUAUGGGUCUCGGCGGCGAAUUGCAUUUUUGCGAAUGAGCUUACCAAGUAUCUUCGCAGGAUGGCACCUAGCAUCAACACUGCUCAGAUUCUCAGUCUCGAUGGAGCUAGUUCGUUGGCCGAUAGCUACACAGGGUCUGAGCUUCAGGUCGUUCAAGACGCUUACAUGCACGGCUUGCGUUGUGCAUAUGCCAUUGCCAUUGGGUGUGCGGGGAUUUGCUGUGUACUCGGCUGUAUGGCAGAGUGGAAGAAGAUCAAUGUAGACGCCAAGCUCAAAGCAGUGGCUAGCGAAGACGAAGUGGCCCAGGUGACCGACGAGAACAAGGCUUGA
Messenger RNA from Cercospora beticola, 1659 nucleotides. RefSeq names its product MDR family MFS transporter. Gene Ontology annotation, cellular component: plasma membrane. Lineage: Eukaryota; Fungi; Ascomycota; Dothideomycetes; Mycosphaerellales; Mycosphaerellaceae. Gene Ontology annotation, biological process: transmembrane transport. Gene Ontology annotation, molecular function: transmembrane transporter activity. The record is from RefSeq and is a predicted model, not a curated record.